Molecule: messenger RNA, 546 nt
Organism: Acanthosepion pharaonis
Lineage: Eukaryota; Metazoa; Mollusca; Cephalopoda; Sepiida; Sepiidae
Source: the annotation of a GenBank genome assembly
AUGGAGACUGGAUUUGUCCCCCUCUCUCUCUCUGUUUCUCCUUCUCUCUCUCUCUCUCUCUCUCUCUCUCUCUCUCUCUCUCUCUCCUUUUCUCGUUAUCUAACACUCCAAUCAAGGAGCCCAGAUUUUGUCUUCUCUCCGUUUCUCUCUCCCUUCCACUCUCUCUCUCUCUCCCCUCUCUCUCUAUGGGAUUCUCCCACCUCUCUAUCUUUCUCUCUCUCGUUAUCUCACACUCCGAACAAAUAUCCCGGAUUUUCUUCUCUCUCCGUUUCUCUCCUUCUUUCUCUCUCUCUCUUUCUCUCUGCUCUCCACCCCUCUCUCUCUUUCUCUCUCUCUAUUUCUCUCUCUGUCUCCCCCCCCACUAUCUCAAUAAUGAGACCGGAUUUAUUUCCCCCCCUCUCUGUUUCUUCACCUCACUCGCUCUGUUUCUCUCUGUGUCUCUGUCCAUCCCACACUCUCAAUAAGGAGCCCGUAUUUUUUCAUCUCUCUCUCUCUCUCUCUCUCUCUCUCUCUCUCUCUCUCUCUGUCCAUCCGACCUCCCAAUAA